Molecule: messenger RNA, 2276 nt
Organism: Zophobas morio
Lineage: Eukaryota; Metazoa; Arthropoda; Insecta; Coleoptera; Tenebrionidae
Product: nose resistant to fluoxetine protein 6-like
Exons: 7
Coding region: 103-2232 (709 amino acids)
Molecular function (GO): acyltransferase activity, transferring groups other than amino-acyl groups
Source: RefSeq, a predicted model, not a curated record
CGGCCCAUCAAAAUCGAAAGUGCAGUCAGUGCGUCCGCGACUCGCAACCGCUCCACACGCGCGAAAAUGCCAACAUAGCCAUCGAACCGAACCGCCACGAAAAUGCUCGAAUUCCGCGUCCUCCUCGCGCUGCUCUGCCUCGAGGGCGCCUUCUGCGUCAAGUACGCGUACAACUCGUCCGACCUCUCCUACCUCUCCAACGGUAUUCAAUUCCCAGUGCCGGAUUCAGAGUUGCAUAACCCCGUUGUAGAGGAGGUUUUUCAGGGGAAUGUGUCCGAAGUUCGGUGGUUGGUCGACUUGUUCGACCACCUCAAGUGGCCCAGGAUGAUGAAGAACUGGAAUGGGACGCGGUGCCGACGAGACGUCGAGACCUACAUUCAGAGUCUGCAGAACGGGACUUCCUGGGCGGCCAAAAUGUACGACGCAUCCGGACGGUACUCCGGGCAGUUCUUCUUCGGGAACGACUACUGGCUAGGAUCCAGCAGCUUAUGUAACGAACUGACCAACGAAGAGACCAACACCGAGGUACCACCGUUCCCCAUCACCUUCCUGGUGGCCAAAGUCCGCAUCAACAUCAACGGGAAGCUCACGCCCGUGACCAGACAGCUGAAUGUCGGAGAGUGCUUGCCGGCCUCGUGCAGCCCAUCGGACGUCCGGGUACUCCUGGCCACGGAGCGCAAAUCCGGGAGUAGUUUGAGCGUCGUAGGGAUCAGGAAAGUACCAGGGGACUAUGACGUGUUACAAGACCCCAAAUUCCAGAUUGUUGGAGGCGUCUGUCUGGCUACUGCCGUCCUCGUCCUAAUCGCCUCAAUCGUCGAACACCUCACCCUCAAAAAAAACGACAAAACCGACGCCGAAAUCGCUAAUAACAACAACAACAACAACGACGACGAAAAAGGUGCCAAAAAAGACACCAAAAAACCUCAGCAGUCGUUGCUUUUGCGCCUUCUCCUCAGCUUCUCGGCCAUCACCAACGGCGAAAAAAUCUUCAACGUGGAAAGCGUCUCCGAAGGCUCUAUCCAGUGCAUCCACGGCCUCCGCUUCUUCUCCAUAGCCUGGAUCAUCAUGGUACACACGUACCUCGAGGUCUUCUCCAUAGGCGAAAACAAAAACAUGCGAAUCGUCACGGAACGUACCUUCUUGUACCAGACGAUCUCCAACGCCACCUUCUCCGUGGACACGUUUUUCUUCAUCAGCGGUCUUCUCGUUACAAUCACCUAUUUUCGCUCCUCGGCAAAGAAAACCCCCAAAGACGAAACCACGUGCCAGGCUGUCAAAUCCAACGUCGGCCAGUUCUUCGUCCUAGUCAUCUAUAGGUUCUUCCGACUCACUCCGGCGUAUCUCUUCGUUCUGGGAGUCAACGAGGUGAUUUUGAGGUUCCUCCACAGCUACUCGGUCUUCACUCCGGCUAUCAUUGACCACAUCACCUGCAGCAGCUUCUGGUGGAGGAAUGCUCUCUACAUCAACAACUUCUACCCCCAGACGGAGUUCUGCAUGCUGUGGUCGUGGUACAUCGCCAACGACACCCAGUUCUACCUAAUCGCAUCGAUACUCCUUCUGAUAGCCGUGAGAGGCAACAAACACCUAAAGUUCGCCGCGGUGGCGCUGGGGGUCUUCAUGGUGGCCUCCUGGGUACUGACUUUCAUCAUCGCCAUGAAGUACGAGUACACGAUAAGGGUGGAAGAGCCCUUCGCCCUGUUCGACCAACUGUAUGACAAGCCCUGGAUGAGGAUAGGGCCGUACUUCGUGGGCAUGAUUGCCGGGUACUUCCUCUUCAAGGUGAACUGUCAGGUCAAGUUGGCGGCGGUGUGGGUCGUCGUAGGGUGGAUUUUGUCCCUAGGGUGUCUGUUCAGUCUGGUGUACGGAGUGGGACGGCAGGGAUUGGUGGUUCCGACUUCAGCGUUUUACGCUUCCUUGGGCCACACGGCUUGGGGAGUAGCCCUGGCCUGGAUCACUGUGGCUUGCUGUUCGGGCUAUGGGGGCCCCCUCGGCGCCCUCUUCAAAUUCAAGCUAUUCCUGCCCCUCAGUAGGCUAACUUAUUGCGCUUACUUGGUCCACCCGGUACUCAUGUGCUUGUCGAGCUUCAUCCUGGAUGGGUCCCUACAUUUGCACCAAUUGUUCAUGAUCGUGAUAUAUUGUGGCAAUUUAAUAUUCUCCUUCAUCUCCGCCUUCGCAAUUUCGCUAUUAUUCGAAGCCCCCGUUGUGAAUUUGCUCAAAAUUAUAUUUUAUUAAGUGUGUUAGGUGUAUAUUUGUACAAAUAAAUAUUUUAAGUGUGA